AAAUGAACUUGUGAACUGAUUGUUUGUAUCCGGAGCAUCUGAACAGUAUUUGUGCGUUUGUUUGGCAAGCGGUAUCUAGUUAUUCUGUUUUAUCGAUAGUCAAGCUAUCUGGCUUAAUAACAUCAGAAAUGACUGAGGAUGUGCAGAAGCACUCUGUGCACACGCUCGUGUUCAGGUCCCUCAAGAGGACUCAUGAUAUGUUUGUAGCUGACCAUGCCAAACCAGUCUCCUUGGAUGAAACAAGUCACAAGGUGAAGAUGGCAGCGAAGCUAAGGGCAGACUACAGUGCCGUUCUACACAUGCCCGUUCUGAAAGAGGGCAAGGACAGACCACUGGGAUCCAACAUGCAUGGCAAUCAGAACUAUCUCCAACCUGGUGAUGAUCCAGAGUACUUGAUCACUGGGACCCAUGCAUACCCCUCAGGACCUGGGGUGGCUCUGACGGCGGACACUCAGAUACAUAGGAACCCCAGUGAGGGGGGAGUUCAUGCCAUGGCUCUUGCUCUGCCACCAUCACAAGCCAGGCUGGACGCCAGUCGCACAGCAGCCAGUGUCGGGGACAUCCACAGACACGCGGGGGGGGCAGAGAGGUCUCACGCUUCUCACUCACACGCUAUGUCUCUUUUGGAAGGAGGCGGCACCAAAAACUCCUCCCUCGUUGCCAGAAAAGCCCCCACUAUGCCCAAGCCCCAGUGGCACGCGCCAUGGAAGUUGUUUCGCGUCAUCAGUGGUCAUCUUGGCUGGGUGAGGUCCAUUGCCGUAGAGCCCGGCAACCAGUGGUUUGUGACCGGCGCUGGCGACAGAACCAUUAAGAUCUGGGACCUGGCCAGUGGGAAGCUAAAGCUUUCCCUUACGGGACACAUCAGCACGGUGCGCGGCGUGGCCGUGAGCACCCGGAGUCCCUACCUGUUCUCCUGCGGUGAGGACAAGCAGGUCAAGUGCUGGGAUCUGGAGUACAACAAGGUGAUCAGGCACUACCACGGCCACCUCAGUGCCGUGUACGACUUGGACCUGCACCCAACCAUCGACGUGCUGGUCACAUGCAGUCGAGAUGCCACGGCCAGGGUGUGGGAUAUCAGGAGCAAAGCCAACGUGCACACCCUGUCCGGACACACCAACACAGUGGCCACAGUCAGAUGCCAGGCCGCCGAACCUCAGAUCAUCACAGGGAGCCACGACUCCACCAUCAGGCUAUGGGAUCUGAUAGCUGGGAAGACCAGAGCCACUCUCACCAACCACAAGAAGUCUGUCAGAGCACUGGCCUUACAUCCCAGACAGUAUACCUUAGCCUCUGGCUCUGCCGACAACAUCAAGCAGUGGACGUUCCCCGACGGCAACUUCAUCCAGAACCUCUCUGGACACAACGCCAUCAUCAAUGCAAUGGCAGUCAACUCGGACGGCGUGCUGGUAUCGGGAGCUGACAACGGCACCAUUCACCUGUGGGACUGGCGGACGGGCUACAACUUCCAGCGUAUCCACGCCGCCGUGCAGCCCGGCUCGCUGGACAGCGAAUCGGGGAUCUUCGCCUGCAUGUUCGACCACUCAGAGAGCAGGCUGAUCACGGCCGAGGCUGACAAGACCAUCAAGGUGUACAAAGAGGACGACACUGCGACCGAGGAAAGCCACCCAAUCAACUGGAAACCGGAGAUUCUCAAGAGGAAGAGAUUCUAGUUUUGGCCAAAGAAGUUAUUACAUUCAUUCAUUUCUGUUGUCAAUAUUCCCAUCAAUAGAAGCCCAUAAUUUUUGUAACAAGAAUAUUCACACAAAACAUACUUUGAACAAGUUGGCUUUUAUUUCCACUUGAAUCUUUUUUGUGUUCAAUGUACUCAUUAUUCUAAGUACCAUUUUCAGUCUUCAGUGUACGAUGUUAGUCCAACAAAGCAGCCGUUAUGGACAGCCUUUAACCUUCCAGAAUGUUUGUUCUUGAUGAUGACCUCUCUCGUAGCUCUGGUCAUUCUCGUCCACCAUGAGAAGCCACUCCUCAGCUCCGUAAGGGCUCUCCUUAGUGUGCACACAGUCCCCACUGAGAUCAAAUCCGAUUCAUGUGUAGAAAAUUCAAGAUUUUCUCAACUGCAGUUUGAAAAGGUCAGGUUUUAUUUUUUUGUAUUGAUCCAACAGAAUCACUGACUGCAGAACAAAUUCACGUUUCUCUUGUAUAUACAAUCUGGUGUAUGAAAUAAAUCACUGUAUGAUCAACAGAACCAUUAAAAAAAAAAAACAUG
Molecule: messenger RNA, 2221 nt
Organism: Salmo salar (Atlantic salmon)
Lineage: Eukaryota; Metazoa; Chordata; Actinopteri; Salmoniformes; Salmonidae
Product: pleiotropic regulator 1
Biological process (GO): mRNA splicing, via spliceosome
Cellular component (GO): precatalytic spliceosome; Prp19 complex; catalytic step 2 spliceosome
Molecular function (GO): protein binding
Source: RefSeq, a predicted model, not a curated record